This is a messenger RNA of Westerdykella ornata, 2214 nucleotides long. RefSeq names its product tubulin-domain-containing protein. The record is from RefSeq and is a predicted model, not a curated record. Lineage: Eukaryota; Fungi; Ascomycota; Dothideomycetes; Pleosporales; Sporormiaceae. The transcript has 8 exons. Gene Ontology annotation, cellular component: spindle; centrosome; microtubule. Gene Ontology annotation, molecular function: structural constituent of cytoskeleton; GTP binding; phosphoric diester hydrolase activity. Gene Ontology annotation, biological process: mitotic sister chromatid segregation; cytoplasmic microtubule organization; lipid metabolic process. The coding region runs from base 1 to 2214 and encodes 737 amino acids.
AUGGAAGAACGAGCAGACAGGCGACCAGAGUUGGUACAGACGCCGUUGAUGGAGACCAUGAUAAUCCCAUCAGGCUUCGAAAACGACGGAAAGCAUUUGGAAAAGCUUGCCCAGGAGCCUCUGCUUGGACCUAAGACCGAUUUCCCCUCGCCGGUGUUCGCAUUUGCCCGUAAAGAUGUCCCGGGAAACAAGAGACCACAAGCCAUCGCGCAUCGUGGAUACAAGGCCAAAUUUCCCGAAAACACCAUGGGUGCCUUCAAGGGAGCUGUGAAGGUCGGUGCGGAAGCGAUCGAAACCGACAUCCAUCUGUCAAAAGAUGGUGUUGUCGUGCUGUCCCAUGAUAAAGAUUUGAAACGGUGCUUUGGGCGGCCGGAAAAGAUCAUCGACUGCGAUUAUGAGUUUCUGAGCAGGUUAAGGACCCUGAAGGAGCCUCGCGAGCCGAUGCCGCGCCUGGUUGACUUGCUCGAGUAUCUUGCACAGCCGGGACUGGAAGACAUAUGGAUGCUGCUCGAUAUAAAGAUCGACAACGACCCUGACGACGUAAUGCGGCUCAUCAGCGAAACCAUUCGCAGCGUCCCGCCUUCUCGGGAUCCCUGGUCAGCGAGGAUCGUCCUGGGAUGUUGGACAGCAAAAUACCUCCCCUUAUGUUCACGAUACCUGCCCGGAUUCCCAAUCACGUACAUCGGCCACUCUCUUACCUAUGCCUCGUACUUCUUCACUGUUCCAAACGUAUCCUUCAACUUAUCGCAAGCAGUCUUGAUGACGCCCUGGGGAAAGGCUUUCAUCCGGAAAGCGCACUGCGACAGUCGGCCUGUAGAAAUAAUAACCAUACAAGCCGGCCAAUGCGGCAACAGCGUCGGCCAACAAUUCUGGCAACAACUCUGCCAAGAGCACGGCAUCAACCAAGACGGCAACCUCGAGGACUUCGCGACCGAAGGCGGCGACCGCAAGGACGUCUUCUUCUACCAAUCCGACGACACGCGAUACAUCCCUCGCGCCAUCCUGCUCGACCUCGAACCCCGCGUCCUCCACGGCAUCCAAAACAGCGCCUACAAGAACAUCUACAACCCGGAGAACUUCUACAUCCACAAGGAUGGCACGGGCGCGGGCAACAAUUGGGCCACGGGUUACCACAUGGGCGAGCAGGUGCAGGAUGAGGUGCUGGAUAUGAUUGAUCGCGAGGCGGAUGGGUCGGAUUCGCUCGAGGGGUUUAUGCUAUUGCAUUCGAUUGCGGGGGGCACGGGGUCUGGGUUGGGGUCGUUCAUGUUGGAGCGGCUGAAUGAUCGGUUUCCCAAGAAGUUGAUCCAGACGUAUAGCGUGUUUCCGAAUACGCAGGAUGGCGAUAUCGUGGUGCAGCCGUACAACAGUUUGCUGAGCAUGAAGCGCUUGACGCAGAAUGCCGACUCGGUGGUCGUCCUAGACAACGGCGCCCUCAGCCGCAUCGCCGCCGACCGCCUGCACGUGCAAAACCCUUCCUUCCAACAAACCAACCAACUCGUCUCGACCGUCAUGUCAGCCAGCACCACGACGCUGCGCUACCCGGGCUACAUGCACAACGACCUCGUCGGCAUCGUCGCGUCGCUCAUCCCGACCCCCCGCUGCCACUUCCUCAUGACGUCGUACACGCCCUUCUCGGGCGAGAACGUCGAGCAGGCCAAGACGGUCCGCAAGACGACGGUCCUCGACGUCAUGCGCAGGCUGCUCCAGCCAAAGAACCGCAUGGUCUCGACGUCCCCCACGAAAAGGAGUUGCUACAUGUCGAUUCUGAAUAUCAUUCAGGGCGAGGCGGAUCCUACUGACGUGCACAAAUCCCUCCUCCGCAUCCGCGAGCGCCACCUCGCGACCUUCAUCCCCUGGGGCCCCGCAUCCAUCCAGGUCGCCCUGACGCGCAAGUCCCCUUACAUACCCUCGUCGCACCGCGUCUCGGGCCUCAUGCUCGCCAACCACACGGGCAUCGCGACCUUAUUCAAGCGCAUCCUGACGCAGUAUAAUGCGUUGCGGAAAAGGAAUGCGUUUCUGGAAAGUUAUAAGAGAGAACCCAUGUUUGAGGGGGGGCUCGAUGAGUUUGAUGAUGCGAGGGAGGUGGUGCUGGGGUUGGUGAGGGAGUACGAGGAUGCGGAGCGUGAGGAUUAUCUGAGUAGGGAGGAGGAAGGGGGAGCUGGGGGAGGAGGGGAGGGUGAGGGCGAGGCGGGGGAUAAGAGGGUGCCUGUGUGA